Messenger RNA from Diversispora eburnea, 1560 nucleotides. The record is from the annotation of a GenBank genome assembly. Lineage: Eukaryota; Fungi; Glomeromycota; Glomeromycetes; Diversisporales; Diversisporaceae.
AUGGCUGAAAACGUCACGUCAACAACUGUCAAUAUUUCGGAUGAACAGAAUGCAGAUUCAUUUAAUAAAGAUAGAGAUGUUACUUUAGCACCAGAUAAUGAAAAAGUAUCUAUAGAUCCUACAGUGCCAAAAGUUCAAAUGUCAAAAUCAAAAGUAUUAUUGGCGUUCCUGGGUCUUGCCUUGAGUAUUCUUUUGGCCGCUUUAGAUCAGACCAUUGUUGCUACAGCUUUGCCAAAAAUUGCUCAAGAUUUCAGUGCUUUGGAUCAAAUUUCAUGGGUUGGAAGCGCGUAUUUGCUUACUGCGACAGCAUUUCAACCGACCUAUGGAAAAUUUUCAGAUAUUUUUGGUAGAAAAUCUACUUUCUUGACGGCUAUCGUUUUAUUUGAAUUAGGUUCAUUGUUAUGUGGGUUAGCAACAAAUAUGGAUAUGUUAAUUAUUGCGCGUGCUAUCGCUGGCUUAGGAGGUGGCGGUAUCUUUGGUCUUGUAUUAAUAAUAAUCUCAGAAAUCGUAUCAUUACAAGAUCGUGGAAAAUAUCAAGGGAUGAUAGGAGGAGUUUUUGGUAUCUCUUCAGUUAUUGGUCCACUUCUUGGAGGUGCAUUCACCGAUCACGCUUCGUGGAGAUGGGCAUUCUACAUUAAUUUACCACUAGGAGCAAUAGCAAUUAUUUUUGUGAUAGCGUUUCUUCACCUCCCACAUCCGGAAGGAUCUCUAGUUGACAAACUAAAACGUAUAGAUUGGUUUGGUACCAUUUUUAUUGCCGCCUCAACAGUUUGUGUAUUGUUACCAUUAAAUUGGGGUGGAAACACAUAUGAAUGGGAUUCUCCAGUGAUCAUUGUGUUAUUCUGUGUCGGUGGUGUUGGAUAUAUUAUAUUUGCAUACAUUGAAGGAUGGGUAGCAAAGGAACCACUUGCUCCAGGGAGGUUAUUUAGGAAUAGAACCGUUGCUGCAUGUUUUAGUGUUAAUUUUUGGCAGGGAAUGGCAUUCUUUUCGUUAACUUACUUUGUCCCAUUAUUUUAUCAAAUUGUAAAAGGCGAUACUGCAACCGAAUCUGGUCUUGAACUUUUACCACUAAUCUUAGGUGUAGUUAUAGCAUCAAUUUUUUCAGGCCAAUUGGCAUCUCGCACCGAAUUAAUUUCAUAUAAAGCAUAUUGCAUAUUUGGAGCAGUAUUGAUAACAGUAGGUAGUGGAUUGAUAAGCACCUUUGACGAAAAUUCAAAUCGUGGAAAACAAAUUGGAUACUUAUUGAUUGCUGGUGUUGGCGUAGUCGGGGCAGUUUUUGGUAUAGCUAUUUUUGGUACAAUAUUUAAUAAUCAGAUGAUAAAAAAUCUUGAGCCGAUACUUGGCGAGCUACCAUCAGCGGAUCCAAUUGGUCUAUUACCAACCUUAUCUAAUGAAAUGAGAAUGAAAGUCAUCAAUGCAUUCGUGGAUGCGUUGAGUAUAUCGUUUAAAUUUUUAAUUCCUGUGGGCAUAUUAUGUUUAAUAUCUGCAUUUAUAAUGAGAAACGUGAAACCUACAUUAUAUGGCAAGAAAAAUGAAAAUGUAGUAAUCGGAGAACUAUAA